CUUGAUCCCACCUCUGACGCAAUUCUCUCACUUUUUUCUCCCCUUCCUCAAACCCACUUCUCUAAGCAAACUCUCUCUCUCUCUCUUUUUUCUCCCCUUCUUCAAACCCACUUCUCUAAGCAAACUCUCUCUCUCUCUCUCUCUCUCUCUCUCUCUCUCUUUCUCGCUCUCGGAAACGAGGAAGAGAAAAAGGACCUAUUUAACAAGCUUAGACAGCAAGCAGUCAACGGGAAGUCAAGCCCUUUUCAACUACGGGCCGCGAUCGCCGCCAUGGAGGGCGGCCACAAUGGGGACUCUCCAGUUCAGUUGCUUGCUGAGCAGAUUUCAACCCUCUCGGUCGGUUGCGAUGAAGGAUCAAGCGGCGCAGAGCAAAAGCAAGAGAAAGACCCCAGAAAAAUUGCCAGAAAGUAUCAGAUGGAUUUAUGCAAGAAAGCUUUGGGGGAGAAUGUUAUUGUGUAUUUAGAAACAGGUUGCGGAAAGACUCACAUUGCUGUCUUGCUUAUGUAUGAGAUGCGUAACUUGAUAAAGAAACCCCAGAAGAAUAUUUGUGUGUUUCUUGCUCCUACAGUUGCACUGGUUGAGCAGCAAGCAAAAGUUAUUGAAGACUCUUCUGAUUUUAAAGUUGGGAUGUAUUGUGGAAGUUCUAAACGUUUGAAGAGACAUCAUGAGUGGGAAAAAGAGAUGGAAAAAUAUGAGGUUUUUGUUAUGACCCCUCAAAUACUAUUAGGGAAACUAUGCCACUGUUUCAUAAGCAUUGAGUUAAUAGCACUCCUCAUAUUUGAUGAGUGCCACUAUGCACAAUUUGACAGCGAUCAUCCUUAUGCAGAAAUAAUGAAAGUCUUCUACAAAAAUACUGUUGCGAAGCUUCCCCGUGUAUUUGGCAUGACUGCAUCUCCAAAGUUCGGGAAAGGUGCUUCCAUCAGUAGUCUUGAAAGCUUACUUCAUGCUAAGGUUUAUUCUGUUGAGGACAAGGAAGAGCUGGAACAAUUUGUGCAUUCCCCCCAACUUCGUAUAUAUUACUAUGGUUCGGCUGUGAAGAGCUCAGAUUGCCCCCAUAUGACUUGCUAUAGGAAUCUUGAGGAGAUAAAACACCAGUGUGUGUCAACACUAAGUACGAAGACUGAUGACCAUAGUAGUCGUAAGAGCUCCAAGAAGAUGCUCCGGAGACUACAUGAAAAUAUAGUAUUUUGUCUCGAAAAUCUUGGCCUUUGGGGAGCAUUUCGGGCUUGUCGCAUUCAGCGGGGUGACGGCUCUGAAAGGCAUGAAUUGAUGGAUGCAGAAUUGAACGGAGGUGACGAUGUUUUACGUAAGAGAUAUCUUACUGAAGCUGCUUCGGUAUUUGCUUGUGAUGGUAUUAAAGAUGGCAUUGAAGCUGAUUUAUCCUCGAUGGAGGUUUUAAAGGAGCCACUUUUCUCAAGAAAGCUGUUACUGCUUAUUGAAAUUCUUUCAACAUUUAGGUUACAACCAAAUAUGAAAUGUAUUAUUUUUGUGAGUCGGAUCGUAAUUGCGAGAUCCUUGGCGUACAUUCUUCAGACCCUUGAUAUUCUUUCAUCUUGGAAGUGUGGUUUCCUUGUAGGAGUACAUUCUGGGUUGAAGAGCAUGUCACGGAAAAAUAUGAAUAUCAUUUUGGAAAAGUUCAGGUCUGGUGAGCUGAACUUAUUAGUUGCUACUAAAGUGGGUGAGGAAGGACUUGAUAUACAAACAUGUUGCCUUGUCAUACGAUUCGAUCUUCCCGAAACUGUUGCUAGUUUCAUACAAUCAAGAGGUCGUGCACGCAUGCCACAAUCUCAAUAUGCAUUUUUGGUUGACAGGGGCAACGAGAGGGAAAUGAAUCUAAUACAAAGUUUCCAAAAGGAUGAAGAUAAAAUGAAUGUUGAAAUUGCAUCCAGAACAUCUGGUGCACCAUCUGUGGAUUUGGAGGAAAGAACCUACAAAGUAGCUUCAACCGGUGCCACUAUCAGUUCUGGAUAUAGUGUCUCGUUACUUCACCAUUACUGUUCUAAACUUCCACAUGAUGAAUAUUACAACCCGAAGCCGGAAUUCUCCUUCUUUGAUGAUGCAAAGGGAACAAUUUGCAGCAUAAUUCUCCCUAGUAAUGCACCAAUUCGCGAAAUUGCCAGUUUGCCACAACCUUCAACAGAAUCAGCCAAGAAAGAUGCCUGUUUGGAAGCAUGUAAAGCAUUGCAUGAAUUGGGUUCCUUGACUGACUUUCUCUUGCCUGAUCAAGAUGAUGGGAAUGAGGAAUUUGAGGAUGAUUCUGAUUCAGAUAGCUUUGAUGGUGAAGCUUCUAGAGGAGAACUGCAUGAGAUGCUUGUUCCUGCUGCACUUAAAGAACCAUGGACUGAGUUGGAAAAUUUCGUUUGUCUCCAAUAUUAUUUUGUAAAGUUCAGUCCGCAUCCAGCGGAUAGGCUUUAUAAAACUUUUGGUCUUUUUGUGAAAGCAGCUCUCCCAAGCGAGGCUGAGGGAAUGGUACUUGAUCUGUUUUUGGCUCGCGGCAGAUCAGUCAAGAUGGAACUUGUCAAAUCAGGAGUAAUGAAAUUUGAUAACGAUGAGAUUGUGCAGGCACAAAAUUUUCAAGAGAUGUCCCUGAAGGCCAUCCUUGACCGAUCCCAGCUCAUUCCAGAGUUUGUUUCUUUGGCAUCAAAUGGUUUUAGUGACUCAAGCUCAUCAACUUUCUACCUGUUGCUACCUGUCAUUCGGCAUGAGAAUGAGAACACAAUGGCUGUAGAUUGGAAGCUUGUGAAACGAUGUUUAUCAUCACCUAUUUUCAGGAGCAGAGGGGACGCUAAAGUCAAUGCCAUCCCUUGUUUGAACUAUCACUUAGAACUUGCUAAUGGACCCCACAGGAUAAAUGAUGUCAAGAAUAGUUUGGUGUAUGCCCCAUGUAAGGAUACGUUUUUCUUUAUCUCUAAUGUUGUUCCAGAGAAGAAUGCAUACGACUCGUUCAAGGAUUCAACAAAUCAUGUAGAGCACUAUUUUAAAACGUUUGGCAUUCAGCUUUCAUACCCUGAUCAACCUCUUUUAAAAGCAAAGCAACUUUUUUGUUUGGAGAAUUUGCUGCGGAAGGGGGGGAAUACAGAAUCACGUGAAAAAGAGGAACAUUUUGUCGAAUUACCUCCUGAGAUUUGUCAGUUGAAGAUAAUCGGCUUUUCGAAAGAUAUUGGAAGUUCCCUGUCUUUGUUACCAUCAUUUAUGCAUCGUCUGGAAAGCUUGCUUGUAGCAAUUGAACUGAAGGACAGGUUACGUUCUUCAUUCCCGGAGGGUAAUGACAUUAGUGCCUCUCGUGUUCUUGAAGCACUCACAACAGAGAAAUGCAAUGAGCGGUUUUCUCUUGAAAGACUUGAAGUGCUUGGCGAUGCUUUCCUUAAAUUUGCAGUUGGAAGGCACCUCUUUCUUUUGCAUGACAAGCUAGAUGAAGGUCAACUAACGAGGAAGCGUUCUAACCUUGUCAAUAACUCCAAUUUAUGCAAGCUAGCAAAAAAGAGCAAACUACAGGUAUAUAUACGUGAUCAAUCAUUUGAUCCCCGCCAAUUUUUCGCCCUGGGCCACCCUUGUUCUGUACCAUGCAGUCAGGAAACAGCAAGUAUUGUACAUUCUCAUGAAAAUUAUUUGAAAAAUGGUUCCAACAUUGAGGUUAGAUGCAACAGAAGCCAUCAUUGGUUGCAUAAGAAAACCAUUGCUGAUGUAGUUGAAGCUCUUGUUGGAGCAUUCAUAGUUGACAGUGGCUUCAAGGCAGCAGCUGCAUUUCUUAAAUGGGUUGGAAUACAAGUAGACUUUGAGGCCUCACAAGUUAGUGAUAUUUGCUCUGCAAGCACAAUCUUCAAGCCACUUUCUGGUCAAGUGGAUAUUACAGCCCUUGAAAAUUUGUUAGGUUACCAGUUCCUCCAUAAAGGUUUGCUUGUACAGGCUUUUGUUCAUCCUUCUUACAACCACCCAUGGGGAGGCUGCUACCAGAGGCUGGAGUUUCUUGGAGAUGCCGUACUGGAUUACUUAAUCACAUCCUAUUUGUACUCAGUGUAUCCAAAACUAAAGCCCGGACAGUUAACCGAUUUGAGAUCGUUGUCCGUGUGCAAUAGUUCCUUUGCCAAUAUUGCGGUGCAUCGGUCAUUUCACGAAUUUAUACUAUGUGAUUCAAGUGGCCUCUCUGCUUCCAUGAGUAAAUAUGUUGACUUUGUUAGAACAACAGCUUCAGCGAAUGGUCUUGCUCAAGGGCCAAGUUGCCCCAAGGCUCUAGGAGACCUGGUAGAAUCUUGUGUCGGUGCCAUUUUCCUUGACACGGGUUUCGACCUGAAUCGUGUUUGGAAGAUAAUGCUCUCUUUCAUGGAUCGAGUUAUGAGCUUUUCCAAGUUUCAACUAAGUCCUGUACGGGAGCUUCAAGAACUUUGCCAGUUCUAUAAGUGGGAACAGGAAUUCCCCUCAUCCAAAAAGGAUGGGAUGUUCUUAGUUGAAGCUAAAGUGAAAGGUGAAAAUGUUUCUGCAUAUGCUUCUGCUACCAAUAUCAAUAGAAAAGCUGCCGAAAGAAUGGCUGCACAAAAUUUAUACGUAAAGUUGAAGGAUCAAGGUUACAAACUCAAAUCUAAAUCACUGGAGGAUGUUCUCAAGUCAAGCAGAAAAAUGGAAGCCAAACUAAUAGGAUAUGAUGAAGCACCAAUAGAUGUCACUGCUCCAGAUGCUAUCCCAUGGGAUAAAUUGAAGUUGAAGGAACCUUCUAGAAGUCGAUCUAACCAGAAAGUGUACCCCAUUAGUGAUGAGGCAAAGAAGAUUAUUUUCUCCCCCAGAAUGGGAUCCAUUAUAGAGCCCCAGCCGCCUUCACUGGAAGCACGGGGGCCACUAUCUACUGCAAGCCGCGGAAAUAAUCUCUUAGGUGGUUCAUCCAAGAAAUCAGUAAGGUCGCAUUUGUACGAAAUUUGUGCUGUUAACUGCUGGAAGCCUCCGUAUUUUGAAUGUUGCAAAGAGACGGGACCCUGCCACUUGAAAGAAUUCACUUUCAAGGUGUCUGUGGACAUUGAAGAAGCCUCGAAUGAGAUUGUGGCAUUCGGAGCACCUCAUGCAAAAAAGAAAGACGCAGCUGAGAAUGCAGCUGAAGGGGCAAUUUGGUACCUGAAGAAUGCCGGAUACUUGCGCGAGUAAAAUUGAGUUUAAUCUAACUUAUUUCUGAGUGCGAGCAAAAAGAUGUUUGCCCUUGCAUAGGUUGACAUGGUGUAGUAGGUAAUAACCCUUACAGAGAAGAGUUUGAACCCAAGUUUAUGUACUUAAGUGACGUAUAUGUCAACUGUGAACAAUCCUGUGCCUGUGGCAUGGGGUGUAAGAGGUACAGGCCAUGAUCUUUCCUUUUCUUUUGCUUUUAUGGUAAGGUCAGUGGCUGGGGAGGGAGGCGACUGGCGUAGCUACCUCCCUUGGGCAACCCGUGUGGGCUGUUAUGAUGUAUAUGAAUUUGUUGAUGUAUGAAUGUAUGUAUGAUUAAUCGAUUCGACAAUCCACUGAAUCACUGGAGUGGAGUAUUAGUUGAGAUUCA
Molecule: messenger RNA, 5515 nt
Organism: Rhododendron vialii
Lineage: Eukaryota; Viridiplantae; Streptophyta; Magnoliopsida; Ericales; Ericaceae
Product: dicer-like protein 4
Exons: 24
Coding region: 271-5130 (1619 amino acids)
Biological process (GO): siRNA processing
Cellular component (GO): cytoplasm; nucleus
Molecular function (GO): ribonuclease III activity; protein binding; ATP binding
Source: RefSeq, a predicted model, not a curated record